ACACCAUCUGUGGCAAGAGGACACAACCAUCUACCACAAUGAUGUUUCUUUCAGGACUUGUUGGCUUCGUUCUGCUGCUCACAGCUGAGGCCGGAGUUGGAAACUCCUCUAAAGUGGAGUUCUGCUUUGAAACACCAGAGUGUCUGCUGUUUGAUCUCAUCUGUGAGACCAGCACAUAUGAGGUCCGUCACUAUGAUUCUGUGAAAUGGGCUUCAACCAAAGAGUCAUCCUACGCCUUUGAAUUUGCUGCCCCAAAAAUGUUUACACGACUGUUUAAGUACAUCACUGGGGAAAAUGAAGGAGGGAAGAAAAUCGAAAUGACCACACCAGUUGUUUUGAGAAUGCCUGAGAAGAAGCUUUGGGAAAAGGGUGACUUCACAAUGAGCUUUCUGCUGCCAUCUGAACAUCAGUCUAAUCCUCCCAAACCCACAAAUGUGGAUGUAUACAUCCACGAAACACCUGAAAUGAAUGUCUAUGUGAAGAGCUAUGGAGGAUGGUUGGCAACUUUGUCUGACAAACUCAAGUCAAACGAGCUCUCCUCCGCCCUUGAUGCUGUCAACGCAAAGUACAAAAAGGGACACAGAAGUGUUGGUUAUAACAGCCCUAUGACUAUACUGAAGAGGCACAAUGAGGUGUGGUACAUUGUUGAGGGUGAACCUGUGUGUAACACAAGCGAGUGAUUGGAAGCAUCGUCUCCCUCCUGGAAGCUGGGAGCCUCUUUACUGCACCUGCUGCAAGUCAUACAUGUAACCAUCCAAUCUAAGAUGUAAAUGAAAUGUAUAGCUAUAAUUUUGUCCCCCUGAUUGUUUUCUUUUUAUUCAAUAAAUUCAACUUUUGCAGU
Oryzias latipes (Japanese medaka) is the source of this 841-nucleotide messenger RNA. RefSeq names its product heme-binding protein soul5 (gene soul5). Gene Ontology annotation, molecular function: heme binding. The record is from RefSeq and is marked provisional. Lineage: Eukaryota; Metazoa; Chordata; Actinopteri; Beloniformes; Adrianichthyidae.